Benincasa hispida (wax gourd) is the source of this 648-nucleotide messenger RNA. The record is from RefSeq and is a predicted model, not a curated record. NCBI's taxonomy places the organism in Eukaryota, Viridiplantae, Streptophyta, Magnoliopsida, Cucurbitales, Cucurbitaceae.
AUGUUAAUAAGCAGUUACACAUCAACAUCAAGUUACAUGAAGUUUCUGAAGGAUAUUUCGAAAAAAAGAAAGAUCAGCGACUUUGAAUCUGUGGCAUUGACUCAGAAGUGUAAUGCACUGAUCAGCAUAAAUAUUCCUGAGAAGCAAAGAGACCCAGGUAGCUUUACAGUCCCACACUCGAUUGGAGGAAUAGAUGUGCGUCAUGUGUUAUGUGACUUGGGAGCUAGCAUCAACUUGAUGCCUCUCUCAAUUUUCAAAACGAUCGAGAAUGGUGAAGCAACGCCUACCUCGGUAACGCUACAACUUGCUGACAGAUCCAUCACAUACCCUGAGGAAAAUAUCAAAGAUGUAUUAAUAAAGGUUGAAAAUUUUAUUUUUUUCAUAGACUUUAUUAUUCUGGACUAUGAGGCUGAUAGAGACGUCUCAAUCAUUCUUGGAUGCCCAUUUUUAGCUACCGAAAAACUCUUGAUUGAUGUACAUAAAGGGGAACUGACCAUGCGUGUAGAUGAUCAAGAAAUAAAAUUCAAUCUGUUAAACGCACUGAAGUUCCUCGAUAAUGCAGAAUCUUAUCAAUUUAUUGAAUCAUUCAACUACUUGGGGAAGAGGAGAACCAGGAAGUGGACCAAGGAUGUGAGGUCCAUGCGUUGA